Molecule: messenger RNA, 2234 nt
Organism: Gavialis gangeticus (Gharial)
Lineage: Eukaryota; Metazoa; Chordata; Crocodylia; Gavialidae
Product: GTP-binding protein Di-Ras1
Exons: 1
Coding region: 46-642 (198 amino acids)
Biological process (GO): signal transduction
Cellular component (GO): plasma membrane
Molecular function (GO): GDP binding; GTP binding; GTPase activity
Source: RefSeq, a predicted model, not a curated record
UCCCUCUCUCUCCCCUCCCAGGGGCGUCCGCAUCCCAGAUCCACGAUGCCAGAGCAGAGCAACGACUACCGCGUGGUGGUGUUCGGGGCGGGGGGCGUGGGCAAGAGCUCCUUGGUGCUGCGCUUCGUGAAGGGCACCUUCCGCGACACCUACAUCCCCACCAUUGAGGACACCUACCGGCAGGUCAUCAGCUGCGACAAGAGCGUGUGCACCCUGCAGAUCACCGACACCACCGGCAGCCACCAGUUCCCAGCCAUGCAGCGCUUGUCCAUCUCCAAGGGGCAUGCCUUCAUCCUGGUCUUCUCCGUCACCAGCAAGCAGUCCCUGGAGGAGCUGAAGCCCAUCUACCAGCAGAUCCUGCAGAUCAAGGGCAGCGUGGAGAGCAUCCCCAUCAUGCUGGUGGGCAACAAGUGUGACGAGACGCAGCGGGAGGUGGAGACCAAGGAGGGCGAGGCGGUCGCCAAGGAGUGGAAGUGCGCCUUCAUGGAGACCUCGGCCAAGAUGAACUACAACGUCAAGGAGCUCUUCCAGGAGCUGCUCAACCUGGAGAAGAAGAGGAACAUGAGCCUCAGCAUCGACGGCAAGCGCUCCAACAAGCAGAAGAGGACAGACAAAAUCAAGGGGAAGUGCAGCCUCAUGUGACGGACCCGCUGCGCCCGUGGCCUCCUCUCCUCCACACCUCCCUCCUCCCCGUCUCCCUCCGAACGUCGGCCCCGAAGCUCUGGGCAGCGCUGCCCUGUCCCCCCCGCCCUGCCCGCCUCUCUGCAUCGUAUCACUGUGACUGCACCGGGGAAGCCGCUGUGCACACGGGAUCUGGCCCUCGCCUUCUCCUCUCCAGCCCCGCGGUGCCCGGCCCGGAGGCGCGUUCCUGGCAAUAGCGGGGCAGGGACCAGGCUGCGUCCAGCUUGCUCCUAGCAGCGAGCUGAGGGCCACGGGAGACGCCUCCGCCAGGGAAGUCCUGAGACCUGUUGUGUGUGCGGAUGCUGCCUUGCUCCAGCAUGGAUGCUCCCCGGCACACAUGCGAGUCCCGUGUCCUGGCAUGAAGCACGCGGAGGAUGCUGCCAGCUUCUCGGACUCUCCCCUGGGCGCAGCAGGGCCCCUGCCUGCCAUUGCAAACCAAACCCCGUGAAGGAGGGGGCAAACGCUGCUCUCUCACCCGUGUCCCGGCUGCCCCUUUGCUGUGCCGUCCCCGAGCACCGCUCUGUUCUACCCCUGCUUUCUUGUCUCUCCGGGGACUGGCAGCGAGCUCUGUCCGCCUGGGGCGGGACCCUGCCCGCAGCACAAUGCCCAGGUCCCCAUGGCCCUGCCAGGGCUGGGGCCACACUCAGGUCGUACGCACAAGAGACCAGAGACUCUCGUCCGUGCCGGCGCUGAUGCCAAGCUCUGUGUGGGCUCCCGGGGUGCUGGGGCACGAAGGGCAGGGGGCACCUGCCGCACAUUGGGCGAGGGUUGGGAGGCAAAGGGGAGAGCAGGGGAGCAGAGCGGGCAAGGUGGCAGAUGGUGGGGGGCUGCGGGCAUGCUGGAGGGGGGAAGAGGGCAGUGGAGGCUGGAGUAGGCCCUGAGGCGGCAGCAGGAAGGGUGCUCUGCCCCGGGGAAGAGGGUGCUGGACGCUGUGUCCAGCCAGCUGUUUCUUCCUGCUGGGGAAGGCUUUGCGGCUUCCAGGGGGGAGCUGCAGCCAGGCAGGGGCUGGUGGGAUGGGUGCAGGGCUCGGGGAGGGGGUGGGCAGUUGGGGCUUUGCAGGGGGGCAUUGGUACGCACUCCCCCUAAGCAGGGCCUGGCACGGCCUGGGUGCAGAGGGUGCAUCCGUGGGCUGGCAGGCGGCUUGGAGGGCGAUGGGGAAGAUGGGUGUGCACACCUGCAUGCCAGGGGGCUGCUGGUACACCCUGCACGUACGACUGCCCCGUGCUGGCACUAGCACGUGCGUGGCACAUUCCUGGUCUGAUCGCUGACCGGUUUGCACGCCCAGUCCCUUCUGUGCAGGCAUCACGCGUGUGCUUUCAGACCCAGGCUAGGUCCUGAGAGGGGCGAGUCUGCUGGCAGGGUGAAUGCUGGCCUGGGGGCAGCCCUGGGCACCUGCAUGGGAGGGAAUACGUCCCCUCUGUGCCCCCGGCACGCAGCCCUGCAUCCCCCAGUCCGCAGGCCUGUCCCCAGCCAGGGACGCAUCCCUGUGGGACCCAGUCUAGCCCAGCCCCACCCACAGCAGUGAGGCCCCAGGCUGGCAGCACCCCCAGCCU